Biomphalaria glabrata is the source of this 713-nucleotide messenger RNA. RefSeq lists its product as uncharacterized. The coding region runs from base 291 to 704 and encodes 137 amino acids. The transcript is spliced from 4 exons. The record is from RefSeq and is a predicted model, not a curated record. NCBI's taxonomy places the organism in Eukaryota, Metazoa, Mollusca, Gastropoda, Planorbidae.
GUCUCUUUGAUUGUCGCCCGUGGAUGAGGUGGUGGACCACCAGACAACUAGCAGUCAAACAGAGUCAUACAUGUGACAGAGUCACACUGACAAACACAGCGUUUUUAUUCUAUUGGUAUUUGUAUUUUUUUUUUUCUGGCCGUGGAAAGUUUUUGGAUUGAAUUUUUUUGUCUGAAUGUCAAACUUUAAGUUGUACACAUUUGAGGUUAAACUUCACUCUAGCAACGAGUUCAAAAUAUGAUUGUCUUUAUUGAACAGGAUAAACUUCACUCUAACCACGAGUUCCACAUAUGAUUGUCUUUGUUCCACUGCUGCCCACCACAAUGACUCCAAGCCCAAGCCUCGUGUCUUCCAUUGGUCUGUUACUUAACAUCCUACUGCUAGCUGUCAUCGAUGUUGUCUGUGGUACAACCACCACCACCACCACCACCUCCAAGCCCGCUGCUGCUGCUACUAAUAAUGACGACAAUUCCGGAAUGUUGAAAGGGAUGGCCGCUGGAUUCGGAGGAUUUUUCGGCCUCAUCUUCCUGAUUUGUGUAUUGUGGUGCUGCUGCUGUAACCAGGACGAGGCCAGCAGCCGAUGGUGCUGUAAGCAGAAAGACAAGAAGCCUGGCCAGCCUGCUGGACCGCAUCGCCCAGGAGACCGCGCCAGAGUAGCACCUUCCCCGCCUAACUCCGCCAGCACGUGGUCAAGGUCACGAUAAACUUCAAAU